AUGGACAGACAAUUACACUUCUGUAUGUACAAGGCGUGCGGAAAGACAUUGUUGGCUGAGCAGGACCCGGAGCAGGUCAAUGCUCAUCUCCCGCGCGCACGACUUGCAAUGCAGACUUAUCGGCCACGCUCACACGUGCGAGACUCACGGUCGUGCGGGCCUUGGAAGGGGGGGGGGAAUGGAAGGGGAGAGAUGGAGGCGACGACGCAAGGAGGUGAGGGAUGGGGUGAGAAGGGAAAGGAUGGUCGUGUCCGUGCUGCACGUCAUUCGUGA
Molecule: messenger RNA, 273 nt
Organism: Penicillium waksmanii
Lineage: Eukaryota; Fungi; Ascomycota; Eurotiomycetes; Eurotiales; Aspergillaceae
Exons: 2
Coding region: 1-273 (90 amino acids)
Source: RefSeq, a predicted model, not a curated record